UUCUGGACUUCUGAGUUCCUUAUGAUACGUACGGUUUAACAUAAGAUCUCUUCCCUUUCGCUACGAAACAAAAACCAUCGAUUCCAAAAUACUACCCAAAUCAAAUUUCCUCUUUUAUCUACUGAAAAUUCAAAGCCUCGGGAAAACCAGUUUAUGCAUUCAACUAAUCUACACUUCUCAAACCACUCCACCACUGAAACAGAUUCCUGUCCAGCCUAACCAGCUGAAGUUUCACAUUCGUAUUCCAAUCUGGGGCACAUCUAAUUCCAACGGAAUUUGGUGAUCCUUCCAAGCUCAAAUUCUUAAACUUGGGUUUCCAUUUUUCAGGGUUUCUUUGGUUCGUAUGGAUGCGAAACUCGGGUUUCUAAGUAGUGCUUUACAAGUAUUUGAUGAAACUCCUGAAAGAAACAAAUUUUCCAGUAUGCGUGUUUGGAAUGGUUUGAUUAAUAGGAACUGUGGUGACGGUAAUUUAAACAAGGCAAGUGAGAUCUUUGAGGUAAUGUCUAUUAGGAAUUCUAACUCUUGGAGCAGUUUAAUGAAUGGGUAUUUGAGAAUAAGAGAGAAAGAGAGGGCGAGAUUGGUUUUGGGAAUGUCACAGAGGAAUGUGGCUUCUUGGACUACUAUUGCUAAUGGAAUUUCACAGGAUGGUCAGCAAUCUACGGACAUGUUUUCUGAAAUAUUGGAUGCUGGUUCAAAUACUGAUGACCCAGUUAAAGUUUCUGCUUUAUCAGCUUUUGCGAGAAUUGGUGCAUUAGAAACUGGAUUUUCGAUCCAUAAUUUUGCUUGUCACAAUAGGUUCAAAGGGAGCAGACAAAUAGGGGCAGAGUUGGUUGAUAUGUACGCUAAAUGUGUGAAAAAUUACUGUGCUGAUAAUAUGAUAAAUGAGCUACAAGGAAUAGCAGGUCAAUCUGGCCGGGCAACUCAAGGAUGUUCUGAACAAGCUCUUCAAUGCGCUGACAUCACAAGGAAAGGUGAGCAAAAGCAGCUUCAAAAUGUGGAAAGAAAUAAAAUUUGUUCAUCAAAUGGAGAUGUUACUGAAAGUGGUGCUAGUUUCGUAAGAGAACCUAUUACUUUUGCUGAUAAAAAGCUACUGGUUCUAGAUCUCAACGGGUUGCUUGUUGACGUUGGGAAAAGAUCAUGUACUAAGAGGCCCUAUUGUGAUGAUUUCCUCAAAUUCUGCUUUGAAAGAUUUCAUGUGGGUGUUUGGUCUUCAAGAACUAAGAAAAAUGUGAAUAAAGUGGUUGACUUUCUCAUGGGAGAUUUAAAGGAAAAUCUCAUAUUUUGUUGGGAUCAAUCCCACUGCACCGAAACAGGUUUCAAAGUUAUUGGUCACUGGUAUAAGCCUUUGAUAUUGAAAGAGCUGAAGAAGCUAUGGAAUAAGCAUGAACAAAAUCUUCCAUGGGAAAAGGGAACUUUCAACGAAUCAAACACAUUAUUGUUGGACGACUCCCCCUACAAAGCUUUAUGCAAUCCUUUGCACACUGGAAUCUUCCCUUCCUCGUAUACUCGAGAGGAUCUAAACGAUGAUUCAUUGGGUCCAGGAGGAGACAUCCGUGUUUAUCUAGAAGGUUUAGUUGAGGCUGGAAAUGUUCAGAAAUAUGUUGAGAGACACCCCUUUGGCCAACCCGCUAUUACGCGCAGAAAUCCUUUUUGGUGCUUCUACCGCCAAGUCCAUGAUACUGUUGUAACAAAGAUGAAACAGAAGGAGUUCCUAAAAUACGUUUAGAGGAAAUUCAAGAGUAUUUGGAGGUCCCAUGUUUCAUCAUUAAGAAGAGAACUUUUUUUUUCAAGUGGCAAAGCUUACUGGGCGACAUUACUUUAAGUUGAUAGGAAAAUGGUGUUUUGAGGAAGCUCUUGCAGUUGUUUCAUUUUAGGUUGAGAGAUCAGUACGUCCACGGAAUAACAAUAAUCUUCAGAUCACCGCUACAGGAGUUGCUUGAACAAGCGAAAACCUUCAGAUCACCACUACAGGAGUUACUGUUCGACUGUACUCGAUGAGUCCCAGGUAUUGUAGAAGUUGAACAAAGAAGAGAGGUCGAAAGAGAACAAGAUAAUCCCAAACUCGCGAGUUCCUGACUCCUAAUGACAACAUUGGCAUUGAGCUCCAUCCUUCCCCAGGUGAUGUCAACUUACAAAUUAGUGUUCCAGCAGUCGAGAGAGUAGAACCUGAAGUACCUGUUGAAUACCCUAGAGCUGGCACUCUCUUCGAGCAACGUCUGAAGGAAAUGAUCUUUGGGGUACUGUUGAGAAGUUUGGUGUGCUACUUUGGUUGGUUUCGCUGUAUGCUAAAUUAUGGAAGAAGUAUGGACAUAUUGCUGCUACGAAGGGAAUCAUUGUCCAUAACUAGCCAAGGGUGAUUGGGUGUUGUUUUUCUAUUUUGUAUGUUUUAGAGAAGCAUACUUCUACUUUGUAACAAAGACUGAUGCCAUCUUUCUUCUUGGUGCUAUAUGUUUUUGUGCUCAA
Papaver somniferum (opium poppy) is the source of this 2463-nucleotide messenger RNA. RefSeq lists its product as uncharacterized. Lineage: Eukaryota; Viridiplantae; Streptophyta; Magnoliopsida; Ranunculales; Papaveraceae. The coding region runs from base 344 to 1726 and encodes 460 amino acids. The record is from RefSeq and is a predicted model, not a curated record. Gene Ontology annotation, molecular function: phosphoprotein phosphatase activity; protein binding. The transcript has 8 exons.